This is a messenger RNA of Platichthys flesus (European flounder), 5498 nucleotides long. It is a transcript of the gene kif14, whose product is annotated as kinesin family member 14. The transcript has 29 exons. The coding region runs from base 120 to 5105 and encodes 1661 amino acids. Lineage: Eukaryota; Metazoa; Chordata; Actinopteri; Pleuronectiformes; Pleuronectidae. Gene Ontology annotation, biological process: microtubule-based movement. The record is from RefSeq and is a predicted model, not a curated record. Gene Ontology annotation, molecular function: ATP binding; microtubule binding; microtubule motor activity.
UGUCCAGCUGCACUUACGUCAGACCGACGUGUUUUUCAUGUCGGGUGCUGUAGUCGGACUAAGCUAAGUGGACUCACCGUUAGGGCUGUUAGCUCUUUUGUUUUUAGCAUUCGGCUAACAUGUCGUUAUUUAGCGUACAAGCGAGGAAGCACACGGCUUAUUACGACCAUCUCAUGUCCACAUCCCGGACAUCGGGGGGCAGAGGGCGCCCGGCGGAGAGGAAAGCAUCCGACACGACGCUGGAGAAAAGUGGGACAACGUCCGGAGAGUCUACGUGUGAGGACAGCAGGACUUCGGAGAAAAGCCGACAGGUUCACAGGACCUUUAUCGUCUCUGCGCUGUCAAAAAGCGGCAGCGGGCAGCAGACACCUCACCGGGGCCGGCUCACCCUGCAGAGGAGGUCAAGGAGGAGGACCGGGGGCGAACAGGGGGAGAAAACUGUGGCUGAAAGCAGCCUGAACAGCACCCCGGCUCCGGAGAAGAGACUGACCCUUCAGCGAAGGACCAGGACCCCCUCCAUGGAUAAGAGCGCCUUGGGUCAGCGUGGGAUAAGCGGGGCUGGUGGGCAGCCACCGCCGAAGGUUCUCAGUGAACCAAACGGCAGGUACCCGAGUGUGUUCAGGUCUGCAAGUGUGAGAGAAGCUGCCUCCAGGAGUAAAAGCAGAGAGACUCAUGCGGAAACCCAGGGGAGGCUGGCACCCAGCAAGACACCCUCCUCUUCAUCCUCCUCUUCCUCUACAAGACAACUAGAGGACCAGGCCCAAACAUUUAAAACCCCCACCAAAAAGACCCCGUUUCACAAGAUCGCAGCUAAGAGGGAAGUGUUCGAGAGAAUGGCAGCGCGAGAAGUCCCUAAAGUAGUGGCGGUCAAGUCUGCGAGUCUGGAAAGACCCAAAUCCAGAAUGCAACAAGCUCAAGAGUUUAAACCUGCGCCUGCUCCUCGGGUGGCCAAGGCGUCUGCAGGUUUGCACAGGCCCAGCCCUGCGCUAGGGGUGAUUAGGACAUCCAGCUCCGUCAAGAGGGGAGACGUGCCCCAGGCCAGGACGUCCAACCCGGCUCCUGCCCAUGCCCCCACCCCGGCUCCUGCCCAUGCCCACACCCCGGCUCCGGCCUCGCACCCUGCUCCUGCUCCAAGGAGUACCGAGCAGCCCCGGUCUCGUCCCAGUGAGGCUUUGCAGCAGCAGGAUUCAUUAAAGAUGGAAGACAGUGCAGUGACUGUGGCUGUCCGUGUCAGGCCGUUCAGUGCCCGGGAGAAGGCAGAGAAGGCCUCGCAGGUCAUUUUCAUGAAAGGCCAAGAGACCAUUGUCCAACAUCCUGAGUCCAAACAGAGUUACUCCUUUACCUACGACCUCUCUUUCUGCUCUGUGGAUGAGAGCGAGUCCACAUUUGCCAGCCAGCAGAUGGUGUACGAGACACUGGCUAGACCUCUUCUUCUAAGGGCCUUCGAAGGAUUCAACACCUGUCUGUUUGCUUAUGGUCAAACAGGCUCUGGGAAAUCGUACACGAUGAUGGGCUUCGGUGAAGAAGCAGGAGUUAUCCCAAGGUUUUGUCGAGAGCUUUUUUCUAGAUUGACCGCCAUAGAAAAUACAGAGGUCAAGUGUCAUGUCGAGAUGAGCUAUUUUGAAGUUUACAACGAGAAGAUCCAUGACCUCCUGAUUACCAGAGAUGAUCCAAACCAAAGAAGGAUGCCUCUGCGGGUGAGAGAGCAUCCUGUCCACGGUCCCUAUGUGGCUGAACUUUCAACGAAUGUUGUGAGCUCUUACAAUGACAUCCAGGGUUGGCUGGGGCUCGGCAACAAGCAGAGAGCCACAGCAGCUACAGGAAUGAACGACAAGAGCUCCAGAUCUCACUCCGUCUUCACCCUGGUUAUGACCCAGACCAAAACUGAGUUUGUGGAGGAUGAAGAACAUGACCACAGUAUCAGCAGCAGGAUCAACCUGGUGGACUUGGCAGGCAGCGAACGCUGUAAAACGGCUCAGACAAGUGGAGACCGACUCAGGGAGGGCGCUAGCAUCAACAAAUCCCUGCUCACCCUUGGAAAGGUCAUCUCUGCCCUGUCUGAGCAAGCACUGACCAGGAAGAAGGUCUUCAUACCGUACAGGGAGUCUGUCCUCACAUGGCUGUUAAAAGAGAGCCUCGGGGGAAACUCCAAGACAGCCAUGAUCGCCACACUGAGCCCAGCAGGCAGCAGUGUGGAGGAAACUCUAAGCACUCUCCGCUACGCCCAGCAGGCCCGAACUAUCAUCAACGUGGCCAAGGUCAAUGAAGACACCAGCGCAAAGCUCAUCAGAGAGCUGAAGGCGGAGGUGGAGAAGCUGCGAGCGGCCCAGAUGAGCUCACAGGGGAUCGAACCAGACAGGGUCCGGCUGUUUGUGCAGGAGAUCACUGCCCUGAAGACAAUGCUCUGUCAGCAAGAGAGAGAAAUGGUCGAGGCCAACCGGGCAUGGAGAGAGAAACUGGAACAAGCGGAAAUACGCAAAAGGGAGGAGACCAAAGAGUUGCAGAAAGCAGGCGUGACAUUCAAAGUGGACAAUCGUCUUCCCAACCUGGUGAACCUGAAUGAGGAUCCCCAAUUGUCUGAGAUGCUUCUCUAUAUGAUCAAAGAGGGUCAAACCACGGUGGGCAAGCUCCAGUCCGACUCCAGCCGAGACAUUCAGCUGAAUGGAGGCCUCAUCGCCGACCAUCACUGCGUUAUAAACAGUAUCCAAAGUACUGUGAGCAUCACACCAAUGGAAACUGCCAAGACCUUUGUUAAUGGGAACCUGAUCUCAGAGUCCACUGUCCUCCAUCACGGUGACAGGGUGAUUCUAGGCGGAGACCACUACUUCCGCUUUAAUCAUCCAGCUGAGGUGCAGUCUGGGAAGCGGGUAUCGUGUUGGACAGGCUCAGGCGAUGGCCAGAAAGAUUUUGAAUUUGCCAAAAAUGAAUUACUUAAGGCCCAAAGAGCUCAGCUGGAGGCAGAAAUUGAAGAAGCCCAUCUGAAAGCGAAGGAGGAGAUGAUGCAGGGAAUCCAGAUGGCAAAGGAGGUGGCCCAGAAGGAGCUUUGUGAUCAGAGGGCGCUUUAUGAGAACAGGAUUCGUACCCUGGAGAGAGAGCUGAACGAGGAGAGUGCGUGGAAACGUCAACAGGAAUUAGACCAGCAGAGGGUGGCCAGUCAGAUGGCAGAGCUGAAGGUGGCCAAGCUGGGGCUGGAACAGGAGGUGGACUCCCAGAAGAAACACCUCCGUCUGCACAUGGAGGCCCAGGCGAUGGAGGAACACCGUGUAAGUCAAGUGAGGAUUGUUGAUGCCCUGGAGGCAGAGAAGAAGAAGAUUGGCCGAGAGCUUGAGGAGCUGCAGAAGAAAAGAGCUUUGAGGGAAAUCCCCACUCCGAGAAAUGUCUCUCCACAUUGGGAUGCCAUGAAGAUGUCCUUGAUGAUUGAGGAAGCUAAUAAGAUCAGUUCUAAACUGAAGAGAAACACAAUUUUUAGAAGACACGAAAGCUCUGACAGCGAGAAUCCGGAAACGGGUGGUUUGCUCCAGGUGCGUGUUCAAAACACAAAGCUGGGGAUCUCAACGUUCUGGAGUAUGGACAAGUUCCAAAACAACAUGGCUGCCAUGAGGGAACUCGAGCAGGGGGAUUCCACCUCUAAAGAUGACGACGUGUUUUAUGACCCUGAUGAUGAGUGGGAGCAAGAUAUAUCGGCCUCCUCUUCCUCCACCUCAUCGUUCUCACGCCGAAGGAGCAGGAGUUUGCUGAAGAGCAGGAGAAUCUCCGGGCGUCUAUACGAGAUCCGGGUUCAUCCGAUUCAGAGCCUCCUCAACGGCUCCUCCCAGUCUGCUGGGUUGAUGGGUGUCUCCAAACCUCCCUCCACCCAUUCCACCAGCGCAGACUCUGCCUUGCCCGGCAUCUGCAAGGAGCUGAUCGGUCAAUCAGUGGCGCGUCUCCGUGGAUGUAGUGCGACGGAGGAGAGCAUGGCUGACAGGUUGGCCAAUGAUCUGAACCGGGUGUACGAGGCAGUUCAAACCUUAUCUGACCUGUACGACAGCCAGGACGAUGACAGCCAGGAGAACGUGUUUGUAUGCAACUUGGUGGCCCAGACUCAGCUGGUCAAGGCCGCCACAGCCAUGGAGAGUGCAGCGUUUGUGACCAGGCAUUGGUUGGUGAGCGUUAAACCCGUCUCUGGCUUCCUCUACACCAUCACUGAGGAACUCAAGAUCCAAGUGAAGAGGAUGGGAGGAUUCUUUCAGCUGCUCAUUCAGGGCUGUGAAUCAGAGAUCACAUCCAUGGUGACAGAGGCACGGAGGAAGAGCAGCCAGUGCCUGGAUGCAGCAUUGCUUGCACUCGGCCACCUGGCGGCAGUGACAUGCAUGCCGCUGAACGCUAUGGAGCUAGGUGCCCAGGCCACAGGCAAGCCCUCAAUGACCAUGUGUGUGCUGAACGGGACCAGCAGGGGCGUUCGCUCUCUUUUAAACGAGAGUCUCAUGAUCACCAGGGAGAUGCUGAGAGACGCUCAGCUGGCGUAUCCCAGGAACCCAGGCCUGCAGAGCCUUAAAUCCAAGAUGCUUGAUUUAGCAUGUGCUCUGCAGAGCUACAUGCAUUGCCAUAUUUCGGAGAGGGAGUCUGACUCAGAGGAAGUGGAGGAAUGGUCGGAGGAGGCUUCUGCUUCCCAUCUGAAGCAACUGAGGGAUGCAGCGACCAAACUGUUCCAGCUGAACCAGGCCAUCAGACGGCUGCAUUCCUCUCUGUCUGCCGCCCUGCGAGGAAAAGACAGAGACUCCAACCUCGGCAGCGGCAGAGAGCAGAUAUCCUCCUCUGCCAAGGCCGUGGACGAGCUGAUCGUGGGUCUGUCCAAGGAGGGAGGACUGACGGCGUCCUCGCAGCUCCCCUGUCUUCAGAGCGUCGUGACUGCACGAGACACACUCCACUCAGCCCUGCAGUCCUUGUCCUCCCCCUGGAACGAACAGGGGGCAGGAGAGAGCAGAAGCUCUGCCACUUCAGAUAAGAGCGCGGAGGAGGAUAACUCGAGUAAAGAGAGCACGUCCACUCACACCGCUGUCAGAAAUCGACUUGUGAGCAAAAUAGUGUACACACUCCCAUCCAUAGGCAGCCCACACUGGGUGUAAUGUGUACAGACUAAGUGUUGGUCUUUACGAUGCUUGAAUAUCAUGUAGGAUUUACUGUAACUGAUAAACUGCUGACGUGAGGAAAUACGAAAUGCUGGAAAUAAGAAGCUAAUAUCAAUUUUUUUUCUUCACACCCCAUCAUUACCAACCUCACACAGCGGGCAGCAGACAUUACAAAAACUCUUUCCAUUCAAGUUGAUAGUCGUUCAUUUGCACACUUACAAUUAGCUUUGGUUUCCACGUGUAAGCCCUCAUGUCAUUUCUGAGUCGAUGUAAAUGCAGCACUAGUGUUGAGAUGUACUUCUAAGUGCUUUGAAAGUAUUUUUGAAGGAUGCAUUCGAUCAAAGACUUUACUCACCAGUUAUUCAUGAUGCAUGAACGCAAUAUAAACUG